Messenger RNA from Folsomia candida, 926 nucleotides. Its product is annotated as ATP synthase subunit s, mitochondrial. Bases 175 to 804 code for a protein of 209 amino acids. Lineage: Eukaryota; Metazoa; Arthropoda; Collembola; Entomobryomorpha; Isotomidae. The transcript is spliced from 4 exons. The record is from RefSeq and is a predicted model, not a curated record.
UAUAAACUUAUUCUCAAGGUCAAAACCAAGUGAAGGGAGAAAUUGAGAAACUGCGCCAACUUCCAGUUACAAGGACAAUGAUGUCGCAAUUUUUCAAGAGGAUGUAAUAUUACCAUCAUAUAUUUAAAGUUCAGUUUUACAGUGUGACGCUUCAUCAUUGUGAUGUAACUUAUCAUGUUAUCCAUAAAAUUGGGGAAAAUAUUGUUUCAAGGGCGAUCAGUUUUUGUAAAGGAGGAGCUACAUCAACAGACCAGACAAAUUUGGGGAUGGCUCAACUCGGUUUUUAAUCGGGUGGAUGAGAGUCGAAUCAAGGAGGUGGGGCCGGACCGUGCUUGCGCCGAGUGGUUGCUGCGAUGUGGGGCAGGGGUCAAGUGGGACACAGGUUCGGACGAAUUUCUUCGCGACUACAACUCCCUCCCCGUCGGCAACUACAGACUUUUGCACAUUUUGGAAGUGGAUGCUACGGACUCGGCCGUAAUGCUCAUUGGAUUCCCACAUUUCCGUGGAGUGAAUAAAGUAAGGAAAGCCAUCUUUCACCGAUGUGGAUACAUUGAAGAUGAUGCCGUGGCAGCAUUGGGAUAUUUGAAAGAUAGCCUUCGCGAUUUGCAACUGUCCUCUUGUGGAAAUGUUACCGAUGCUGGAAUUCUGACCCUCACUCAGAUGAAGAAUUUGGAACGCUUGUAUCUUUACGAUUUCCUGGAAGUACGGAACAGGAAAAAAUGCAUUGCGGAAUUGGAGAAAGCUCUGCCCAAUUGUAAAAUUAUAUUUCCCUUUGCCAGGGAGGAGGACAGGGAUGAGAAAUAAUUAAAAUAGCACAGCAACCCCAAACAAUAAGCAGUUAGUUAUAAACUUUACUUACUCAUAUGUUGUAAAUAUCAUAUUAGCUGGCGAGUUAAGUAAAGGCAAAAAGAAUAACAUUACGAAAA